CCUCGUUUUCCCUCUGGACAAGUGGAACUGCAAAUUAAUUCUAUGGAAAUGCCUGUUCUUCCUCCUGUCUGAGCAAAUCUGGCUUCAAUGCUCCGUCGGCGUCGCUGUUAGUUGUUUCAUCUUGUCUUUCAAGCGCUGUGUCUCUCUGCGGUCUUCUCUCGAAAUCUCAUCCUUCGUUCUUUGAACUCUCAAUCUUACUCGCAGUCCGAGCACUUUCGCCGUUGAAUUCGAAGGCUCAUGUGAUUGGAUUAAGAUCUUAAUUUAUUCCUUCAAGCUUGUCGCUGGUCGUUUUCCUAAGAUUUGGUAAAUGUUAGCGCUUGCACCAUGAAAACUAUGCCUUUUAUGGCUCUUAGAAGGAAGUUCUGUGAGAAUAUUGUGCAGGAAUUCGUGCUACAUCGAUGCUACAGUUCUAAAGUCGACUUGAAGAAGCUUCGUCCAAUGGUUUUGAAGAGAAUUCAAAAUCGGGCUAAUAACUGUCCUAUAAAAGGUCUAAUUCCAGUGGCACAGCAAGUCUUUGAAGCUAGGGCAAUGCUUAUUCAUGGAGUUUCCACUCUUCUCAAAGCAUUUCCGGUUGUCUCUUGCAAAUUUUGUCCAGAAGUAUAUGUUGGUGAGAAAGGUCAUCUGAUACGAAGCUGUGGCGGUUACAAACGCGGGCCUAAGAAUCAGGUUCAUGAGUGGACCAGAGGUGGUUUGAAUGAUGUCCUUGUCCCAGUAGAAGCAUUUCACCGUCAUCACAUGUUCGAAAAGGUUAAUGAACAUGAUGAGAGGCUAAAUUUUGAGCGUGUUCCAGCAGUUGUGGAACUCUGCUGGCAAGCUGGAGCCAGUACAAAUGAUGAAAAUCCGUCUUCAAGCACUUGGAAUUCAGUUGGUGGUGGUGGAGGCUCAGGCAGGGAUGAACCUUUAUCCGGUAAUGAGAUGAGGCUUUUGGCAACCGAAACUCUCAGGGCGUGGGAAACGGUUCGAACGGGCGUGCAGAAACUGUUAAUGGUAUAUCCUACUAAGAUCUGUAAAUACUGCUCAGACGUUCAUGUUGGGCCAUCAGUACACCAAGCUAGACCAUGUGGAGUUUUUAAAUGUGAGAGUUGGCGAGGAUCCCACUUCUGGGAGAAGGCGGAUGUAGAUGAUUUAGUUCCUCCAAAGAUCGUAUGGCAUCGGCGACCUCAAGAUCCUCCCGUGCUCGUUGAUGAAGGGAGGGAUUAUUACGGGCAAUCGCCAGCAGUCCUGGCUCUUUGCACACAGGCUGGUACCAUUGCACCACCUAAGUAUCAUUGUAGGAUGAAAGUUCAAGGCUUACCACCACCUCAGAGUCACCUCAAGCUAUGAAAUCUUCUUUUGUUCGACUUCACGUGGAGCUUGACAACAACACUCGACUCGAUUACAGUUCACGACCUUCAGGUGACCGUGCCUAUUUAUUUUCUUUCUUCCUGCUUUAUCUGUUUGGUUGAUCUAGUAAACAUAUAGAAAAAGUAACAUGAUGAACAUCAAGCAUAGCAACUUGGGAAAAGUUAUCAAAAAGUUGAACAAUUUUGAACUUGAGAAUGUCUUGUAGAUUCGUCUUCAUUCUUUUCAGUAGAAUAACAUGUCACGGGAGGCACUUUUAUAGGAAACUUGUAUGUAAAUUUUAUGGAUUUAAGGAAUUGCAUGUAGCUAUUCAAAAUCAA
This is a messenger RNA of Cucurbita moschata (crookneck pumpkin), 1661 nucleotides long. Its product is annotated as APO protein 4, mitochondrial-like. The record is from RefSeq and is a predicted model, not a curated record. The coding region runs from base 325 to 1323 and encodes 332 amino acids. Gene Ontology annotation, molecular function: RNA binding. The transcript is spliced from 2 exons. NCBI's taxonomy places the organism in Eukaryota, Viridiplantae, Streptophyta, Magnoliopsida, Cucurbitales, Cucurbitaceae.